UGAUGACAGACCCUCAAGGGUUCUUCAGUUGGCUAACUUCCCCUUUCAUUCAUUUUAUUCCGCACGCUGGAGGAGAUCACAAGAAAAGAGGCUGAAGGAACGUGAUGAAACACAUGUGAAAUAUGAGGAGAGAAAUUGCAGCUGUGGUGUUUUUCCUGAAGAGGCUCGUGAAAAAGGCGGAGAAGUUGGAGUCGGACAAAAUCGACCUGUUUGUUGAGAGGUUGGCUGUGGCGCUGCAGGAGAAGUUCAAGGGGCAUUGGUACCCUGAAAACCCCAGCAAAGGACAGGCAUACAGGUGUAUCCGAUUAAACCGGUUCCACAGGCAGGAUCCAGAGCUCAUUCGGGCCUGCCGGGAGAGCGGCGUUCAGUACAGUGACCUGGGACUGUCCCGUGAACUCACGUUGUGGGUGGACCCUGGGGAGGUCUGCUGCAGGUAUGGAGAGCAAAAUCCUUGUUUCUCGGUGGCCAGUUUCUCUAAUGACGACGAGGAGGACAAAGAUGUUGCGAAGGUGACCAGCGCUUUGGAGAGGGUGACAUCAGACUACCACUCAGGGUCCUCCUCCGACGAGGAGAGCACGCGAGCCUCCCCGCUCACCGUCCCCAGCAGCCGCUGCUCUCACCAGACGAUGAAUCCAGCCGCUCCCACGUGGGUCCCUAAAAAGAUGCUUCCUGGGAAAGUUCACAUCCUUCCGCGGCCUCAGUACGGCUUCAGGCCUCGCAGCAGAGCGCCCCACGCCUCGAGGCCCAAUCUGUGGGUGCGUCCCGGUUACGGAGGCGGGCCCGGUUACUGGGACACAACCCAAAACGUGGCACAUUGUUACAGUUAGGAAUCGUGGUGCUCCUCGUUCACACUAGACAUUAAUGCUGAGGACAACUUUAAAAUGACUGAUUUUUUUUUUUUUUUUAACACAUGAACUUUUUAUAGAUAACAUAUUGAUCGUUUUUGCACUUUAGACAAUUUUGUUAUACUUUAAAUAAAUCACUUGUAUUAAAAUUAGAUAUUGAAAUUGGAAUACUACACAUUUUGAAGUACUGUAUUUUUUACAACAGGAGACGUUCAUGUAAUGCCACCUACUUUGUCCUUUGUGAUAAAAUGUUUUAUUUAUUCAUAGUGCUGAAUUGUCAGAUGUAUAGACUUUAUGGAGUUUUAUUAAACAGAGUUUCCACGCA
Molecule: messenger RNA, 1170 nt
Organism: Plectropomus leopardus (leopard coralgrouper)
Lineage: Eukaryota; Metazoa; Chordata; Actinopteri; Perciformes; Serranidae
Gene: btg3
Product: BTG anti-proliferation factor 3
Cellular component (GO): nucleus; cytoplasm
Source: RefSeq, a predicted model, not a curated record